AUGGAUCGAUUCAUAAAAACUGAUAGACUUGGUAUAGAUCCAAACUCAACAGAUGCAGCAAAAACAUACAACCAUUGGUUAAGAACAUUUUACAAUUUUGUAAGUGCAGUUGAUGAUAACUCCAUUAAGCUUAAUCUCCUAAUAAACCAUAUUGAACCUGAUGUGAAUUCAUAUCAGAGUGUGAUGAUUUUGAAAGAGCAACAAAGCUGUACGUUCACUGCUGCAAGUGUUGAGCAAUAUAAAUCUGAAAUGAUUUGCGAUGCUUUUAUAAAUGGUUUACUCUCUAACCAUAUACGCCAACAUUUACUAGAAAACAAGAUAUUAGACCUUUCAUUAGUCUUUGACCAAGCUAGAUCUUUAGAGGUGGCCCAACAAAAUUCAAACUUAUAUUCACAAUCAACUAUACCUACCUCUGCCUCUAUGCAGGAAAUCAAAUCAUCUUUACAAAAGCAAUCCAUAACUGAUAAUCACUUAGCUGCUACAGUAAAAUCAAAACAAUUGUGCUGGUUUUGUGGAAACAUAACACAUCCACCUAGUAAAUAUCCUGCUCAUGAAGCAGGAUAUUUACUAGGUGGAUACAAUCACAAGGAAGCACAAUCUUUUUACAUCUGUCACAAAUCUUCAGCAAACUCUCUCUUCAGAGUCUGUCAUAACAUCAUUGUUAUUUAUAAGUAUAAAGCAGAAGCUUUAAUUGAUAGUGGGAGUACAAACAAAAGUUUUAUUAACAACAAACUAGUGGUUCUACUCAAUUUAAAUGUUAUUUAUGAACAGAGUGUAAUCGGAAUAGCAUCAGCUUCUUUAUCAGCAAAAUCAGAUGGAUAUUGUUUUGUUUCAAAAACUCUUCAAAACAAAAUCUAUAGCAAAGUCAAGUUGUAUGUGCUAGAUAACUUAUGCAUAGAUAUUAUUCUUGGCACAGAUUUUCAAGAGUUGCAUGAGAGUAUUACAAUUAAGUAUGGUGGGAAAAGACCACCCAUAACAUUCGCAGCUUUAACAAUAAUGAAAACUGAACCUCCUGAAUUGUUUGCUAAUCUCACAAAAGAUUGUCAACUGAUUGCCACUAGAUCUAGAAAUUAUUUUCAAAGAGAUAAAGAAUUUAUUAAAUCUGAAGUCCACCGCCUGAUCCAAGCAGGAAUAAUAGAGCCUACUUUAUCAAAAAAAGAUCGACCAUAUACUGCUUUUGAAGCUGACAAUAAGUUGUGGUUAUAUACUAGAAUGCCUUUUGGAAUUACCAAUGGAUCUUUCAGAUUAGCUGCCAUUGAUGCUGGAAUUACAUUUAAAGAAGAGAAGUGUGUAUUUUCAACUGAGACUUUAGAUUUUUUAGAUUAUCGUAUAUCUUAUGACUUCUUAAAACCAUAUUCUAAGAGACUUGCUCCUCUUAUUAAGUUGCCCCCAUCGGAUAAUGUAAAGUCUUUACAGCAUAUUAUUGGAAUGUUCUCUUACUAUGCAAGAAAGUUUUCAGAUGAAAUUAGACCUUUAAACUCUGUUACUCCACCAGCAGCAAAUAUCAGCAUUUAA
Messenger RNA from Hydra vulgaris (swiftwater hydra), 1515 nucleotides. NCBI's taxonomy places the organism in Eukaryota, Metazoa, Cnidaria, Hydrozoa, Anthoathecata, Hydridae. The record is from RefSeq and is a predicted model, not a curated record.